UACACCCCACUGCCUCCAGUCACAGCUCAAGAUAAUCAGAAUCCAUGUUCAGAGUCAUCUGAUCUUGCAAAAACUGACAAAGUACCGCUAAUAAUCCACCACAAUUCAGAAACUAUACUGGAUUUUAAAAGGCAGCUUUAUUUUUCUGCCUUGUAUUUGAGGCAGAUUAAAUCAUUAAAAAGGAAGGGCUAUCAGGUCAUGAUUUGUAUGCUACAGCUGUCCAGUUAGAGUUGACAGACACUCUUUGCAUGGGCUGUUGACUGAUUAAAAGGCAGAGUAAGCCUCUGAGAGUCAUAAAUGGUAAAUGGAUGGGGGCGGGGGGGGGGGAUUGUGAUAAAGAAAAAUACAAAGACUGAUGGAGUAACUGACUAGGAAGAGUUUCACUUCUACUGAAGCCACAGAUACUAUCUAAAAAAAAAAAAAAAGAAAAGAAAAGAAAAAAAGGCACAAAAGAAACUGGAUGAACACACUACAGAUUUGAAGGAGGAAUCAGAAUAAAGUGUACGUUACUAUUCUAAUUCAGAAAGCUGGACUGAAUCUUCUGCCAGGUGGGGAACAAGCAAAGCAGAAUGACAGGCAGCUGGCUUUGGAUGCUGAGUUUCAUCUUGCCAAUAUAUGUUGCUCACGGAUGUCCUGAAAAAUGUACAUGCCACACAGUUUCAAAGACUGCAGACUGCAAGAAUAGAGGACUUAGAGAAAUUCCUGCCCACUUACCUCCUGGAAUUCAGAUACUACAGUUGCAGAACAACCAUAUUUGGAGAAUCAACGAAAAUGCAUUUACUGGAACACCAUUGCUCAAAAUAUUAGACUUAUCUAAUAAUUCUCUCUCAAGUUUGGCACCAGGUGCUUUUCAAAAAUUACGGUAUCUACAGGUUCUAAACCUAACCAGAAAUUUGAUUCAUUAUAUAGAAAACAAGACUUUCAGUUUCCUCCCACACCUCAAAGAACUGGACUUGUCAUCCAACAGCAUUAUACGUUUGCCUGAGACUUUUGGAAACAGUACAGGGAAUAUAACAUUGCUGUCUGUGAAACACAACAAACUCCAGAAAAUGGAAAGAGUUCUGCUGGAGUCACUUCCAAACCUGAAAGUUGUUCUUUUCAAAGAUAAUCCCUGGCAAUGUAACUGCAAUGUCUUUGGCCUGAAACUGUGGCUGGAAAGUUUUUUAUACAGAGGUGGCAAAACAGAAUCAUAGAGGAUCUUUGCAGAGAAUAAGUGUGGAUAUAUACAGUGUGCAUAUAUACAUUCUGAAAAUACAUGAGGAAUAAGUGAUGGCAUUAUCUGCUCAACACCAGGGAUUCGGAAGGGCAAGGACCUCCUCAAAGUUCCUUAUGAGCUGUUUGGGGCAUGCCCUCUUACAACAGCUUAUGUUCAUCUGACUAGCAUUCAUCACCAUAACUUCGAGCACCGAAGUUCUCUGAAGCAUGCUCAUCACAAUGAACACGCGGAAAACAGCUGGUCAAACUGUGAUCCCAAACCAAAGCCAAGGCCUGUUAGUUUGCGUCAUGCAAUUGCCACUGUAGUAAUAACCGGAGUUGUCUGUGGAAUUGUGUGUCUAAUGAUGUUGGCAGCUGCUGUUUAUGGUUGUGCCUAUGCUGCAAUUACUGCUAAAUACCACAGAGAACAUUUAGCCCCAGCAAGACAGCAUGGGACUCCUGAGGAAAAAGAGCCAUUCAAUAGUUCCUUGGCUUGAGUUACUUUUGUCUUUGGUUUCUCCAAAAUAAAGAGCCCUCACUUCAGUUAAAAAGACCAUAAUCUAAAUAGAAUUGAUUUAAUAGUUAUGACUGUUUUUCUUUCCCUUUUCACAUUGAAGAAAUUUUAUGUAUACAUGUAUAUUAAUUCCUUGGAAUAAAUAUAAAGACUUCAUGUAGCAGAAUGCAAAUGUAUCUGCAGUUUUUGCUGUAUAUUCUGAAGCCUCUAUGUAAGGUUGAGUGCU
This is a messenger RNA of Anas platyrhynchos (mallard), 1934 nucleotides long. NCBI's taxonomy places the organism in Eukaryota, Metazoa, Chordata, Aves, Anseriformes, Anatidae. The record is from RefSeq and is a predicted model, not a curated record.